CCAAUUAUUUCUUAUGUUACAAAUCUCUUCCUGACACAUUUGUUGACAUUCGUGAUAGAUGUUGUGACUUGUCUUACACGAGAGAUAACUUUAAAAAAUGACGGACCAUAACACUGUUUUAGGGGUUGGCAUUGGCCUUUUCCUCAUAAUACUUGUUUGGGCAUUAAGCUUAUUUCUAUGUUUAGUAUUUUCCAGAUCGACAGGGGCAAUAUCGAAUGUUGGUAUUGUGAUGAUUCUAUUUGCUAUUCUGUUUUCUGUGAUAUUAUUGGUUCUACCAAGAGAAGAUUUUGAAGCCCCAACAACAAAGAAAUAUGAUUACUCAAUCAUCUUUCGAUCGGUGUUGAUUGCUGGAUGUUCUUUAUUCCUGGUGAUUGGAAUGGUUAUCUUCCUACUUUUACAUUUAAUGGAACCAAUCUACGCAAAACCAAUACGAAGACUUAAACUUACGUAGAUGUAUUGACACAUAUUGAGUGCUAGAAAACAAACCUUGUGCCAAGAUAAUUGUGAUAAAGAGAAAUAACUCAUGCUGAGAAAAAUCAGAAGACAGGAAAUAAAAUAAAAAUCUUGUGGUUCAGCUAAAAGACAAUGGGGAAAAAGAUUUAAAGUUGAUGAUUGUUUGAAUUUGUCAAUUGAACGUGUUUGAAUAAAACAGGGUUGAAAUUUGUAAUCUAUUGUUUGACAACUAUGAAUUUAAAGUGAUAUUAUGCCUGUCCAUGUGUAAAUGGUGAUGGACAGGUCAAAGUCGAAAUAACUUAAAGAUUUAGCCAUUAUUGUUUUCAAUUUUAUAGACUAGUUCACGUGUAUUAUCAAUAAAUUACAUGACUCAUAGAAAAUUCUAUAAAUAGCCUUCAGAGUGUAUUGUUACUUUUAAAUUGAUAAAAAGAGUAGGGAAGGCUUUUAUGCUGUAGGCAUUUGUUAUAUUUUAUCCUAAACAUUUUUCAUCAUAAAUUAUUUGUCAGUAAACAUUAUAUUUAAUAGCCAAAAGCCAAUUCAGCUGAACUCAACAGUGAAAAAGUGAGCAUAAUGUCACUUUUGGUAAGAAUAAACAACAUUCACCCCCUGUAAAUUGUAACCACAGUCUUGCAUUCCAGUGAAGGACUGAGCAGAGUUAUUCCUUUCAUCUAUCACCACAUUGCUAAGUCAAUGCCACAGAUUUAAUUUGGCAUCAAAAUAACUGGGAUAAUGUCCGAAUUGCAGUGCUGUGGCUUUAGGAAUGGGUUUUAUUACCUGACUGGUUUGAAAAUCUAAAUGUUCCUGCAGUUCCUCAGGGAAUGAGUGCAGUGCCAUGGUUACAAUUGACUUAUGCUAGCAAAUGUAUCAGAUUAUUUUCUUGUAGCUUUUAAUAGCUUAUGAAACACAGUUAAUGUGAAGAUUCUAUAAGUUGUAAAAUUGUUAAGCAAAACAGUUAAAUGUUGCUACAUUAUUUGUGUAUGAAACUUUGUGCUUUAAGAUGUUUGUUGUAAAAUGGUUUUAUUUUGAAUAAGAAAAUAUAUAAUGAAAAUCCUUUAAACAGAAAAAAGUGUAAGGGCAAAGAUUUAAAGGUAUUUUGUAAUUGUUUUUUCUUCAUUUCAUAUGUUACAAUUUGUAUAGAUAUAAAUAUGAUAAAGGUUUGUCAGAACUCUAUACAUAACACAUGAUAUUUGUUUCAAAAAGUACAAUUUUAAUGAUGGAAAUGAAUUGUUUCUAUAGUGAAUGUUAAAAUAGGAUGGAGAACUUAUAUUUUAUUAUUUCCAUUUUAUGCUCCGCAUUAUAAUUUUGGGGUGAUAUAGUUGUUGAUUUGCCUACCCUUACAUCAGUUGUACAUGUGACAAUGAUGUACUAUUCAUAUAACACCUAUAGCACUUAUUGACCAACAUCUUAAACAUGCACUGAAUACUACAUGUGACCUUGGUUGAGGUGUGAGGUCAAUUAGGGGUCAAGGUCAACGAGACUGAAAACAGAUGUUAGUAUUUACCAUCAUAGAGCAUUUGUUUAUUGACAUAUUUUGGUUGUUGAGUUGCACAUAUCUCUGCCCUUUAAGAAGUUUUUUUUUGAGCUCAUUGGGGGUAAAAGUCACUUAGCUUAAAAUAGGUUUUUGUGCUCCUAGAAGCAAAGAAAGUUAAAGAACCAUAAUGCUACCUAAAAAUGCUUGAUAAUUUCUUCAUUAGGAUAAAUGCGGAUAAAAAUUAUGAAUAAUGCUUGUCCAGAGUUUGACUCUAUUUCAUUGAAACUUCACACAGUUGAGGAAGUGCAGUGUUAAAGAAUCAGAAUUCUAUAUUAUUUAGUUUUUCAGCCUCUCACUUUAUAAUACUUAAUAAUGCUUAUCCCAGAGAGUUAUUUGGAAAGUAUUGAAUGCUUUAUUUUCACACAGUGAAAGAGAUUAGUGGUAUACUCAAACUUAUGGAUGGAGUAAGGGGUCAAGUUUACCAGCUCUCAUUCAGUGCUAUAAAAAUGUUAUGGAUAUUACUCUUUUAAAUUAUUUAUGUAUGAUUUUAUCUCAAAUGUUUAAUAUAGAUGUUAAUUUAUUAAUAUUUGUUAAUAACUUAGCUUAUAGAAAUAUUGCAGUAAACAUUGAAAUCUAUAA
Messenger RNA from Ruditapes philippinarum (Manila clam), 2563 nucleotides. RefSeq names its product transmembrane protein 218-like. The record is from RefSeq and is a predicted model, not a curated record. The coding region runs from base 98 to 451 and encodes 117 amino acids. Lineage: Eukaryota; Metazoa; Mollusca; Bivalvia; Venerida; Veneridae. The transcript has 3 exons.